Messenger RNA from Pundamilia nyererei, 1065 nucleotides. It is a transcript of the gene gper1, whose product is annotated as G protein-coupled estrogen receptor 1. Bases 1 to 1065 code for a protein of 354 amino acids. Gene Ontology annotation, biological process: cellular response to estradiol stimulus; G protein-coupled receptor signaling pathway. Gene Ontology annotation, molecular function: G protein-coupled receptor activity; nuclear estrogen receptor activity. NCBI's taxonomy places the organism in Eukaryota, Metazoa, Chordata, Actinopteri, Cichliformes, Cichlidae. The record is from RefSeq and is a predicted model, not a curated record. The transcript has a single exon. Gene Ontology annotation, cellular component: membrane.
AUGGAAGGGCAGACAAUCUCUUGGGUCUGGAUAUAUGUAAACAGUACGGAACAACUGAACACUUCAUAUCCAUACAAUGCUACAGACUUAAGCGAAAACUCAGACAAAUACCAGUCAUACAUCGUUGGUCUCUUCCUUUCCUGCCUGUAUACCAUCCUCCUUUUUCCUAUUGGAUUUAUUGGUAACAUCUUAAUCCUGGUGGUGAACCUGAACCACAGAGAGAAGAUGACCAUCCCCGAUCUUUACUUUGUUAACCUGGCUGUAGCUGACCUCAUCCUGGUGGCAGAUUCCCUCAUUGAGGUCUUUAAUCUGAAUGAAAAGUAUUACGACUACGCCGUCCUCUGCACCUUCAUGUCACUUUUCCUGCAGGUCAAUAUGUACAGCAGCAUCUUUUUUCUCACGUGGAUGAGCUUUGACAGGUACAUCGCCUUGGCUAGCUCCAUGAGCAGCAACCCACUGAGGACUAUGCAGCACGCCAAGCUCAGCUGUGGCCUCAUUUGGAUGGCCUCCAUCCUGGCCACGCUUCUCCCCUUCACCAUUGUGCAGACCCAGCACAGAGGUGAGGUGCACUUCUGUUUCGCCAAUGUCUUUGAGAUUCAGUGGCUGGAGGUAACCAUUGGCUUUUUGGUGCCCUUCUCCAUCAUUGGUCUAUGCUACUCUCUGAUUGGGCGAAUUCUCAUGAGGGCCCAGAAGCACCGUGGACUGUGGCCACGGCGGCAGAAGGCCCUGCGCAUGAUUGUGGUGGUGGUUCUGGUAUUCUUCAUCUGCUGGCUGCCAGAGAACGUCUUCAUCAGCAUUCAGCUACUGCAGGGCACAGCUGACCCAUCGCAGAGGACUGCUACCACCCUGUGGCACGACUACCCGCUCACAGGCCACAUUGUUAAUCUGGCAGCUUUCUCCAACAGCUGCCUCAACCCCAUUAUCUACAGCUUUCUAGGAGAGACCUUCAGGGACAAGCUGCGUCUCUUCAUUAAGCAGAAGGCCAGCUGGUCGGCCGUGAACCGCUUUUGCCACCAUGGUCUUGAUUUACACCUCCCUGUCAGGGGUGAGGUGUCAGAGGUGUGA